Eriocheir sinensis (Chinese mitten crab) is the source of this 2566-nucleotide messenger RNA. RefSeq lists its product as uncharacterized. The record is from RefSeq and is a predicted model, not a curated record. Bases 302 to 2428 code for a protein of 708 amino acids. The transcript has 3 exons. NCBI's taxonomy places the organism in Eukaryota, Metazoa, Arthropoda, Malacostraca, Decapoda, Varunidae.
CUAAUAGAAUGGUAGACGAAUGGAAGAGACUUGGCAGUCGUGCAUGUGGUGAAUUUCACUGUGAUAGGCACACUAUUAUUAAUAGGUAAGGUAAAUUCAUUAAUAGGAUAAUAGUUUUAUUGUAAAGGUUUUCAUUGAUAAGAUAAGAAAUACAGCUGGAGCUCCUCCCCUGAAGGUGUAAUAAGAGCGACGGUCACUAAAGGGAGUCUCGCUCCCCGGGAGUGUGGCUCAGGAUGUGGCUCGCGCCUGCGCCGGGGGUCACUGGUGAGUGUGUUACCAGGCUGCUUAGUGAAGCAAGACAAUGUACACAACGACAGCACAGAUGGCCGUGACGUCCAGGAAGGCAUCAGCCUCAUCAGACCAGUCAUCACUGGUUAUCAAUUCGAGGGCUUCCCAUGGAUCCUCAUCCUCUUCAGACCAGUCAUCACUGGUUAUCAAUUCGAGGGCAUCCCAUGGAUCAUCAUCCUCAUCAGACCAGUCAUUACUGGUUAUCAAUUCGAGGGCAUCCCAUGGAUCCUCAUCCUCAUCAGACCAGUCAUUACUGGUUAUCAAUUCGAGGGCAUCCCAUGGAUCAUCAUCCUCAUCAGACCAGUCAUUACUGGUUAUCAAUUCGAGGGCAUCCCAUGGAUCAUCAUCCUCAUCAGACCAGUCAUCACUGGUUAUCAAUUCGAGGGCAUCCCAUGGAUCAUCAGCUUCAUCGGUGAUGGCGGCCACCGAUUCGGCGGAUGCCCAAGGAUCAUCACCCUCAUCAGACGAGUCAUCACGGGUCGUCACUUCAAGGAGUGCCAAUGGAACAUCACCCUCAUCAGACGAGUCAUCACGGGUCAUUGCUUCAAAGGCUGGCCACGGAUCAUCACCCUCAUCAGACGAGUCAUCACGGGUCGUCACUUCAAGGAGUGCCAAUGGAACAUCACCCUCAUCAGUCGAGUCAUCACGGGUCAUUGCUUCAAAGGCUGGCCAUGGAUCAUCACCCUCAUCAGACGAGUCAUCACGGGUCGUCACUUCAAGGAGUGCCAAUGGAACAUCACCCUCAUCAGACGAGUCAUCACGGGUCAUUGCUUCAAAGGCUGGCCAUGGAUCAUCACCCUCAUCAGACGAGUCAUCACGGGUCGUCACUUCAAGGAGUGCCAGUGGAACAUCACCCUCAUCAGACGAGUCAUCACGGGUCAUUGCUUCAAAGGCUGGCCAUGGAUCAUCACCCUCAUCAGACGAGUCAUCACGGGUCGUCACUUCAAGGAGUGCCAAUGGAACAUCACCUUCAUCAGACGAGUCAUCACGGGUCAUUGCUUCAAAGGCUGGCCAUGGAUCAUCACCCUCAUCAGACGAGUCAUCACGGGUCGUCACUUCAAGGAGUGCCAAUGGAACAUCACCCUCAUCGGUGAUGGCGGUCACCAAUUCGGCGGGUGCCCAUGGAUCAUCAGCCUCCACGGACCAGUCAUCACGGGUCAUUGCUUCAAAGGCUGCCCAUGAAUCAUCAGCCUCAUCGGUGAUGGCGGUCACCAAUUCGGCGGGUGCCCAUGGAUCAUCAGCCUCCACGGACCAGUCAUCACGGGUCAUUGCUUCAAAGGCUGCCCAUGAAUCAUCAGCCUCAUCGGUGAUGGCGGUCACCAAUUCGGCGGGUGCCCAUGGAUCAUCAGCCUCCACGGACCAGUCAUCACGGGUCAUUGCUUCAAAGGCUGCCCAUGAAUCAUCAGCCUCAUCGGUGAUGGCGGUCACCAAUUCGGCGGGUGCCCAUGGAUCAUCAGCCUCCACGGACCAGUCAUCACGGGUCAUUGCUUCAAAGGCUGCCCAUGAAUCAUCAGCCUCGACCAUAGCAACAGAGGUCACCAAGUCUGGGGCUGCCCAUGAAUCAUCAGCCUCCACGGACCAGUCAUCACGGGUCAUUGCUUCAAAGGCUGCCCAUGAAUCAUCAGCCUUGACCAUAGCAACAGAGGUCACCAAGUCUGGGGCUGCCCAUGAAUCAUCAGCCUCCACGGACCAGUCAUCACGGGUCAUUGCUUCAAAGGCUGCCCAUGAAUCAUCAGCCUCGACCAUAGCAACAGAGGUCACCAAGUCUGGGGCUGCCCAUGAAUCAUCAGCCUCCACGGACCAGUCGUCAUGGGUAGUCACUUCAAAGGCUGCCCAUGCAUCAGCCUCAUCGGUCCUGGCCACCCCGUCAGUGGCCGCACGCGGUGCAGGGGUCACCGCCCGGACGGGCUCGCCACACCGCCUCCCGUUGCACCGGAGGCUGGUGAAGGCGGGCCCGUCGUCACAGAAGAGCGAGAAGUGGAGGCCGCUGAUGUUGUCCAGCAGCCAGGCCAGCGGCAUGGAAGAGGUGAAGACUGGCUUCCUAAGCGAGGCGAAUUGCACCCUGACGGCCGCGUUGCCGUCUUUCUUGCACAGCUUCGCCAAGGGCACACGCAGCUCACCCUCGGCGUGGCAGCCUUGAAUCCCAGAGACGCAAGACCAGCCUUCCACGGGGAGCUUGACGGAGGCGACCGUACGCCUCCUCUUCAGGCAGCAGGUGGAGUCCUUGCACGAGAGCUUGAUGGAGUCCACCAGGGAGGAGCCUCGCUCCAAGGUUACC